This is a messenger RNA of Ilex paraguariensis (yerba mate), 1462 nucleotides long. Lineage: Eukaryota; Viridiplantae; Streptophyta; Magnoliopsida; Aquifoliales; Aquifoliaceae. The record is from the annotation of a GenBank genome assembly.
CGAAAGCACCCACAAAAGAAAAGGGUGGAGGGGGAAUCUUACGCGACCUUCAGUGAGGGCUCUGGUAUGAAUGGGGAUCGAUUUAGUGGGGCCAAGAAGAGGCUCAUCCUUACUAGCCACACGAAUAUUAACAUUGUCGGGGAUCUUAUAUUUGUACUUGAUGCUAGGAAUUUCUUCUUUGGUCAAGGGAGCCAUGGAAAAGCAGCAAACAAACAGUAAGUUUAAAGAGAAAAGCUUCAGAAAACUUCGAGGCAACAAUGGAGAAACUAAAGAAGAAAUCACAAGGGUGACCCUUUAAAAAGAAAGGGAGAGACCCAAAGAAACGGCGUUUGAAACACAGAGGACGUGCAUUAAAUACGAUUGGCUGUUUCUGCGAUAGAAAGGACGUGUACAGUGCACUUUUGUGGGAAACAAUACACAACAUUUAAUGAAGGUAUGCUUGGAGAUAGGGAAUGUCAGCUGACGUGUACCACGGACAUACUCUGGGGGCAAGUGAAAGGGCAUAGAAUGACUGCAUAAUUAGACCAUUUAAUGAUUCCAAUUGGCAUUGGCGCAUGGCUAAGAGAAGCACAUGACAAUGAACACGUUUGCUCGUUUUGCAGCUAGAAGGUGCUGUUCGUUCUUGUUUCUCAACAAAACCUUACUCUCAGGUUCCAUAUCACUCUUGGUCAAGUGUACGAGGUUUUUAUCACCUACACUUUCCUUCUUGUCUCUGUGUGUGUGUGUGUUCUCUAUAUAUAUGUGUCGCGUUUUAUGUGUGUCAGCUUCAGGUAAAGAGAUAGAGACUGGCUUUUUUUGUUCAUAUUGAACUUGCUUAUCUACUAAAAGAUCAUUUUAAACCAAAUUUUGACUUCAUUUUACACCUCAUCUUGUGUCUGCACUCCAUUGUUCUCAUAUCUCUAAUGAUCACUUUUAUAAAUGGGCUAUUUUGCCCAAAAUCUACAAUAUCAAUGAUUAUUCAUUACAUUUACCUAAAUUUUAUUUUUUCCUCAUCCUCUUGGAAUUACAGAAUGUGCAAGAAAUGGUGAUGUUGUCAACUAGUGUUCUGAGUAUCAAGUGGACAAUAAAAGGGAAGCCUAAAUCUUUGCUUGCAAAUAUAGGAGGAGAUUUGAUUAUUAAAGUGAAUUCACAAUUCACUCUGAACCAGAUUAGUGGCCAAGUGAUCGUGCAUGAAGAGUUUUGGGAUUUAUCGGCAUCAUCAAUGAUGCCCCAGACAUUUUUCUGGAUCUCACGUCGUCUUUUUGCUACAAUUGAGGCUGGAAAAGAUGUCGCUGACCUUGUGAAGGACUUAACUAAGCGAUUUUCAGCAGAGAAAGAGAAUCUGGAGAUUUAUCCAGACCCUUCUGGUGAUCCAACGAAGUUCUUUCAAAGGGAUGACAGUUUCCAAAGAGAUGCAUUCCAAAUUGCCCUGUUUCUUGCGGUUCUCUAUUUUGUUGUACAGUUUUUAAGGACAACUUUGUAA